This is a messenger RNA of Aspergillus candidus, 1818 nucleotides long. RefSeq names its product putative ABC transporter. The record is from RefSeq and is a predicted model, not a curated record. The coding region runs from base 1 to 1818 and encodes 605 amino acids. Gene Ontology annotation, molecular function: ABC-type transporter activity; ATP binding; ATP hydrolysis activity. Gene Ontology annotation, cellular component: membrane. Lineage: Eukaryota; Fungi; Ascomycota; Eurotiomycetes; Eurotiales; Aspergillaceae. The transcript has 7 exons.
AUGAACAACACUGUCCAUGACUUCUCGUGGACGGACCUCACCGUGACCGUCAAAGACCGCCGCACGAAGCAGCCACGGAACCUUAUCGAUGCGAGCAGUGGGACUGUACAGCAGGGCGAGCUAGUAGCCCUCAUGGGCCCCUCGGGCUGCGGCAAGACGACGCUCCUGAACGUCCUCGCCCGCCGCGCCGCCUCGUCAGGCGCCAAAACGACCGGAUCGACCACCGUAAACGGGACGGACAUCGACAACGACACCUUUGGCAAAAUCACAUCCUACGUCGAGCAGGAAGACGCGCUCAUCGGAUCGCUGACCGUGCAGGAGACGCUCAAGUUCGCAGCGGAUCUGUCGCUGCCGGGGUCAGUCAGCAAGGCGCAGCGUAUCGAGCGCAUUCACACACUGCUCAGUGCGUUCGGAAUCCAGAAGCAGGCUUCGACGCUUGUGGGCACGCCCAUUCGCAAGGGGAUCAGUGGCGGGCAGAAGCGUCGAGUGAGCGUUGCGAGCCAGCUUAUCACUUGUCCGAAGAUUCUGUUUCUGGAUGAGCCGACUAGUGGGCUGGACUCGACGGCUAGUUACGAGGUGAUUUCUUAUGUGAAGACACUUGCUGUGGAGAAUAAUCUCCUCAUAAUAGCCAGCAUCCACCAACCCUCAACAACCACCUUCCACCUCUUCAACAAGCUCCUUCUCCUCUCCGGCGGCAAAACCUGCUACUUCGGCCCCGUAAAAGACAUGCCCUCCUACUUCACCAGCAUCGACCAGCCCAUCCCAAGCAACACCAACCCGGCAGAGCACCUCCUCGACAUCGUCAGCUCCGACUUUGGCGACGAGACCCGCGUCGAGACCAUUCGCGAGAAGUGGACGCAGUCCAGCCAGUGCGCUGAGUUGACACGGUAUAUCGCCCAGAAGAGCGGCAUGCCGGAGAAGGGAGGCAGUGCUCAAGGCGUGGAUGGGGAUGAUUUGAGCAGGCCGGGCGUGCUGGCUAUUACGCUGUCGCUGCUGCAUCGGCUGUUUAUUAAGAGUUAUCGCGAUGUGGUUGCUUAUGGCAUUCGGAUUGUGAUGUAUUUGGGACUGGCUAUCAUGAUGGGAACGGUGUGGUUGCGUCUGCACCCUGAGCAGGAUCAUAUCCAGCCUUUCAUCAAUGCUAUAUUCUUCGGCUCGGCAUUCAUGUCCUUCAUGGCCGUCGCCUACGUCCCCGCCUUCCUCGAAGACCGCGCUACUUUCACCAAGGAGCGCGCGAAUGGUUUAUACGGCGCGUUGCCGUUCACAGUGUCUAAUUUCAUCAUUGGGCUUCCGUUCUUAUUUUUGAUCUCCCUCCUUACCUCCCUCCUAACCUACUUCCUCACCAACUUCCAACCCACAGCCACCGCCUUCUUCACCUACCUAAUGUGGCUCUUCCUGGACCUAGUCGCCGCAGAGUCGCUCGUAGUGCUCGUGACGUCUCUCUUCCCGAACUUCGUCAUCGCGCUGGCUCUCGUGGCUUUCGCGAACGGGCUGUGGAUGAGCGUAGGCGGGUUCCUCGUUUCGCCUACUAUUCUCAACCCGUUCUGGAAAUACGUUUUCCAUUAUAUCGAUUAUCAGGCCUACGUCUUCCAAGGAAUGAUGAUCAACGAAUUCUCCAACCGCAUCUACACCUGCGCCGCGGACUGCACCUGCAUGUACACGACGGACCUCGCGUCGGAGUGCAAGAUCCGGGGGACAGGUGUGCUGGAGGCGUAUGGCUAUGCGACGGGUAGAACGGGCAAGUGGGUGGGGAUUCUGAUUGGGAUUAUUGCUGUGUAUCGGUUUUUGGGGUGGGGGGUGUUGGCUUUGAGGAGGUCUUGA